Messenger RNA from Chinchilla lanigera (long-tailed chinchilla), 1723 nucleotides. Its product is annotated as dolichyl-diphosphooligosaccharide--protein glycosyltransferase subunit 4-like. The record is from RefSeq and is a predicted model, not a curated record. Lineage: Eukaryota; Metazoa; Chordata; Mammalia; Rodentia; Chinchillidae. Gene Ontology annotation, cellular component: oligosaccharyltransferase complex. The coding region runs from base 1117 to 1230 and encodes 37 amino acids. The transcript has a single exon.
AAAAUAAAAGGCCUGGGAAUAUACGUCAGUGCUAGAGUGCUUGCCUAGCAUGUUUGAGGCUCCAGAUUUAAUUUCCCAGUGCCAAACAAAAAAAAGGUAGUUUCCAGGUCUAAAUACAUCUCAAUAUGGACACUAAACGUUCAAGGACUAGUUAUUAGGAUCCUGACCUCUGACCUCUGACCAAGGCAGAGCCUAAAUUUACACUAUUCACAGCUCCAUUUUGAAAUCAACCAAAAACUACUUCCAAGCCAAUGAACUUGGAUGAGUCAGGAUGGAGGCAAGUCAGAAAUGAACUUCAAAGAGAAGGUUUCUCAGCCAAAACCAUACAUGGAAUCCUUCCAAAGUACAGUUAAAGAUGAACUCCUAUAGCCACAAAGUUAUAAAAUACACAAAGAACUCCAAGGCCAAGAGACAAUUUACAGAUGGAACAUAUAGGAGGGACUUGAAAUAAUACUAAAACUGAAAAAGUCAUGAAAUAAAUACUCCGAAAUGUUCAGACAAGAAGUGACACAAGGCGCAGAGCAUGGUGGUGUACGCCUAUAAUCCCAGUACUCAGGAAGCUGAGGAAGGAGGAUUGCUGUGAGUUUAAGGCCAGCCUAAACUACAUAGUGAGAGACUGUCUCAAAAAACCAACCAAACAAGAAGGGACAGGAAGCACAGAUUUUAGGAAUGAAAGAUUAUGAACCAGUGAUGGCGAACCUUUUAGAACUUUCAAUGAUACAAAACAGCCCACUGUAGCAGGUGUGCUAUAGAUUUGCCACCACUGAAGGCAGGUCCAAGAAGAGUACCAUGUUUUGUACUUUUUUUUCUCUGCUUCUCAAAGACCUGAGACCUCUAACUGUCUAAUGUAAUCAAAAUACGUUAUAGCUCAGCCUCGUGACACACCCCUGCAAUCCUAGCUACUCAGAAGGCUGAGGCAGGAGAAUUGGAAGCUUGAGGUUAGCCAGGGCAAUUUAGACCCUGACUCAAAAUAAAAAAUAAGUGGCCAUUCUGACGCGCCAUGCGGCCGGAAGUGCCAGAAUGGACCCAGCUGGCACUAUGAAGUUCUAGCCUAGGUAGUUUAGCUAGUGCUUGUGCGGGUUGGAGCCGUGGUGCAGCGCAGUGGAGCUGGUCAGGAUGAUCACCGCUGUGCAGCUUGCCAUAUUCGCCAACAUGCUAGACAUGUUGCUCUUCUUGCUUGUCAUUCUCUAUCACUACGUGGCUGUCCACAAUCCCAAGAAACAGGAAUGAAAGUGGUGCUUUCUCCACCCAGGGUUCCAGGGCACGGUCUGAGGCCAGAUGGAGGGUGUGAGGGGCCUUCACACUUCACUUCAUCCCUUCUGCCCAUCACAACAUACAAAGCAACUACACCUGGAGUUUUCCAAACAAGUUUUAUUUCUCAAAAUCUUCUUAACCUUAUGGAACAAGAAGCUGCCACUGAAUAGGGCCCACUAUGCAGGCUGCUUUCUUUUCUACUCCCCAAUACAAAAAUAUGUAUAUUUUUUGUGGUUCCCCCCCAAAAAAAUAAAUAAAAGGGUUGGGGAUAUACAGAGUAGUAGAACAUUCUGGGUUCAAUAUGCAGCACUGUCAAAAAAAAAGUACCAGUUGACAGCACCUGAAAAUUAUAGUAUCUAAUAUAAAUGAUUCCAUGUGUUUUCAUGUAUGAACAAGUUGUUUUUAUUAUAAUUGUAUAAUAAAGACAAAUGUUUUUUAAAAUUUAUUUUAAAGAGAAAAAAAUAAAACA